AUGACUCCAUUGUUAGGAUUCUAUCAAUCAAUACCCACUCUUGGGUUAAUUGCGUUCCUUGCUUUAUUUAUUGGUUUCCCGAGAUAUCGCGAGCGGAAUUUUGCUAAGCUGGACUUGCUAAGAGCAAUUGUUUUGGAUUGCCUGGUUGUUAUUGCGUCUUUAAUCCACUCGGAUCCUUUGGCUAGAGGAGGAGCAUUAGGAUUCAAGUUUCAACUGUUGAAUGUUCUUGAAUUACUCAGUUUCCAGACAUGCCUACUUACAUGUUUAAAAUACUUGGAGGCUGUUCCGUGGUGGGUUGUAUCGUGUCCCUCUAUGAACAUACUUUCCAACAUCAUGGGGAAGGUUCUUAAAACUGAUGGAAAUGAAGGUCGACGUGUGGGAAAAUCCAUGGUGGUGAAACUUCUAAGAGAAAAAGACAGUCUUCUUAGUGAUGUUAAUUCCGCUGAAACAUGCAACAAAAUUAUAUUAUCCUCAUGUCGAAGCUGCUUAGAUUCACUGCAGAAACUAUUUAAGGAAGCUGCCCGUGUUAGAUACUAUGCUGGAUAUUAUGAUAAGUCCAAGGACAAACAAGUAUCUUUAGAAGUCGAUAACCUUUUAUGGUUGCUUGAAAUUUUAGUUGAUAGGCAAGCGGCUGAGGAGUUUGCAUUAAUGUGGGCUAAUCAACGAAAGCUGGCAAACCUACACACGAAAUUCCGGAUGCCCUCUCGCCGUCUAGUCAGCUGCAUAACAACACGACUUUUUGUUGGUAUAGGAAAAGGGGAAAUCCUUCUGGCGAAUGAAACCCGACAGCUAUUAUUAGCGACAUGGUUUCAGCCACUGGUUGAUGACUACACUUGUUUACAAAGACUUACAUCAUUUGAUCGAAUAGUGGUGGAAGAGAAUAUUGAGAAGAUAAUACUCGAACUUCCGCUAGAAGAUCAACGGCGCAUUUUGUUGGCAUGGUUUGGAUAUGUUUUGAAUGGUGAUGUCUGUCCAAACCUUCAAAAAGCCAUUAAAGGCUGGUGCACAAGAACUUUCACUCUUUCAGUAUAA
Papaver somniferum (opium poppy) is the source of this 1032-nucleotide messenger RNA. Its product is annotated as BTB/POZ domain-containing protein At3g50780-like. The transcript is spliced from 2 exons. The coding region runs from base 1 to 1032 and encodes 343 amino acids. Lineage: Eukaryota; Viridiplantae; Streptophyta; Magnoliopsida; Ranunculales; Papaveraceae. The record is from RefSeq and is a predicted model, not a curated record.